UUGACGCUCGCCCGCCGCUGAUUGGGCGAAGGAGGACGUUCCGCGGCGGAGGCGGCUGAGGGGAGAGAGCGGCGCCUCGGCGGCGAAAGCAGGCCCGGGAUGUCGGCGGCGGAGCGGGGAGGCGCCUGGGAAGCGGGCCGGCAGCGGGGAGCGGGGCCCCAGGCCGCCGCUCCUCACGAAGGACUUCUCUACCGCUUCGCCAGGCUCCCGCCCGGACCAGGCCGCGCCGGCCACAGAAUCCCUCCAGCCAGAAGUGGCCACCGGUGUGUAGCAGACAAUGCUAAUUUGUACGUAUUUGGAGGAUACAAUCCCGACUAUGAUGAGUCUGGAGGGCCAGAGAAUGAAGACUACCCACUCUUCAGAGAGCUCUGGCGAUACAACUUUGCUACAGGCAUCUGGCAUCAAAUGGGCACAGAGGGCUACAUGCCUCGGGAGUUGGCUUCCAUGUCACUUGUGCUGCAUGGGAAUAACCUCUUGGUCUUUGGCGGCACCGGAAUCCCAUUUGGUGAGAGCAACGGCAAUGAUGUCCACGUCUGCAAUGUGAAAUACAAGCGCUGGGCCCUGUUCAAUUGCCGAGGGAAGAAACCAAAUCGCAUCUACGGACAGGCAAUGGCAAUCAUUAAUGGAGCCUUGUAUGUAUUUGGAGGAACCACCGGCUACAUUUACAGCACAGACCUACACAAGCUGGACUUGAAUACCCGGGAAUGGACCCAACUGAAGCCAAACAAUAUGCACUGUGACAUGCCAGAGGAAAGAUACAGACAUGAAAUUGCACAUGAUGGACAGAGGAUUUAUAUCUUGGGUGGCGGAACAUCUUGGACAGCCUAUUCCUUGGACAAGAUUCAUGCCUACAACCUUGAAACAAACACGUGGGAGGAAAUCGCAACAAAGCCUUACAAGAAAAAAGAGUUCCCAGCGGCCAGAAGAUGUCACAGUUGUGUACAGAUAAAAAGUGAUGUCUUUGUCUGCGGAGGAUACAAUGGAGAAGUGAUCCUGGGAGACAUCUGGAAGCUGAGUCUGCAAACUUUCCAGUGGGUGAAACUCCCGGCUGUUAUGCCUGAACCAGUCUAUUUCCACUGUGCAGCUGUGACUCCGGCCGGCUGCAUGUACGUCCACGGCGGGGUGGUGGACAUCCACCGGAACAGACGGACUGGCUCUCUCUUUAAGAUGUGGCUGGUUGUGCCCAGCCUCCUCGAACUCUCUUGGGAGAAGCUUCUGGGUUUUUUCCCUCACUUGGUGAAGCUCCCCAGAUCGCAGCUUUUGCACCUUGGACUCACACAGGGACUCAUCGAGCGCUUGAAAUGAGAACCUCCUCCGGCCCUGGCUCUCGCUCGCUCACGACAGUAAUUUAAGAAGUGACUCCUUUUGGCCCUUCUCUUUCUUUCUCCUUCUCUCUCUCAACCCUUUCCCCCCUCUAUUUAUGAGUUCUGCGGAGGAGGAGGAGGAGGAGGAGGAAGACGCUGCUAAGGAGAUGGAAAGCUCUGCUCCAAAGCCUUACUCGGCACACUACAUCCGAUGCCUUUCUUGUGAAUUUUUUUUAUUUUAAAAUUUAUAGAAGUCUGCUUCUUUUUUAAUUUAUGGAUACCUAUAAAUACAUCAUGAACUAAAUAUACUGUUGCUGAUCUAAUUUGGACUGCUUUCUGCUGCAUGCUCAUAGUCUCGGAAGGAAGAGGGGUCAUCCGAGGGCACGGUGACCCACCUUUCUGUUGCCUUCUCUCCUUGGUGUUGUUUUGUAAGAUCCAUUUGAGUGGCUGGAGCCUGUCCUAGCUUUCACCCACAGCACUUGCUGGUUCUCAACCUCUUUAUAAAAGGGAGCAAAUGGCAUCUUUUGUUGGCAUUUCUCUGGCGGAGGGAGGCUUGAGCGAGAUGCAAUUGGCGCAGUGUGUUGUGGCUUUUUCAAACUCUGUUCUCAUUUUCUUGCCUUUUCAUAUUGAAACGCCCAGCCGAAGGGUAAUUUGCAGCUGCUGCCUGUGAAUUACAGUAUUACUCUCUUAUCUGGCAUUGAAGGAUAGAACCUGUUUCUUCUUUUGUCCAAAGAAAGAAAUCAAGGAGUUAGAGUGUGUUGGUUUUGUUUUGCUUUAUUGUCACACGCAUUGUCCGUUUUGCGAACUUUGACAUCUAUUUUUAGUGCGGAAACUGUAUCAACCCCUAAUAUUAUUCUGUAGGUACAGCACUUAACACCACCAGCCUCUGAAUCCUUCGCUUUUGAGGGUUGGUUUGUUUUAAAAUCCCAUUUCAGUGGACUGUGUCCCUCAUCCUAAUGGGUCAUUCCUUCCUUCCUGCGUUUGUUUGUUCCUUCAUUCCCUGAAAUGCCACAUUAGCACCGCUGCCGCCCUUUCUUUCUUGCGCACAAGCAAGAAGCCUGACCUUUUUGCUGCAAAUAGUAUUUGCCUUGUUUCUUUGGUCACCAAUGCUGGAAGAGGAAACCGUGUCUCCGUCUUAACCGUCGUGUCCCGAGCGACCGUGUAAAUCCGUUCUGUAGAAUGUAUGCCAAAACAGCCGUGAAACCAAGCAUCAAGCCUGGCUCCGGAGGCUGGGUCUUUGAAUCUUAUUUUGGAAGGUGUUCUUUUUGUUUUAAAUUGUACAUGAAACCUUGCUGGUGCUUGUUGUCAUGUGUCUUCUUUUUUUAAAGAAAUGCAUAGAAGUUGGUUCUUUUGGUUCUGGAACUGGAGGGGAUGUUGAAAUGAUGCAUUCAUGUGGAACAGCAGGCCACAGUUUGGACUUAUAAAUAAUAAUAAAACUAUUUAUAUACCACUCUA
Messenger RNA from Anolis carolinensis (green anole), 2759 nucleotides. It is a transcript of the gene klhdc10, whose product is annotated as kelch domain containing 10. The transcript has 9 exons. NCBI's taxonomy places the organism in Eukaryota, Metazoa, Chordata, Lepidosauria, Squamata, Anolidae. The record is from RefSeq and is a predicted model, not a curated record. Gene Ontology annotation, biological process: positive regulation of stress-activated MAPK cascade. The coding region runs from base 100 to 1305 and encodes 401 amino acids. Gene Ontology annotation, molecular function: protein binding.